AGCCUAUCUUUACCCUAUAAUUAAGCAUUUGUAACUUUUAUGAAAUCUAACUCUUAAGCAGCAUCAGUAAUUAAAUUUGUCAAUCCAUAAGGUAAACCCAGGUUGUUCCAAUGUUUGCAGUGCAUAAGGGAUUCCUUUAGGUAUCCUCUUUUGGGUUUUCUCAAAAAGAUAAAUUCAUUUUUCAUAAAUGAAAUAAACAAGUUACACUGUAAUAAAUUUUAUUUCAUUAAUUCAUUUGUCCUAGAAUUAUUUGCUGGUUAUGCAGUAAUGGAGUUAUCAUGUACCUUGGAUUUGAGCAUUUGAAGAACCUUAGGUACUGUUUAAUUCACACCAUGGAGAAGUAGCAGGGAGAAGGGAGGAAGCUUCUUGAAAUGUAAAAUAUUAUUCAAGUGUGCCUUCUAGAUCAUAUGUGUAUUAAUUAAGUAUUAUGUCUCUUACAAGCAUGUAUAGUCUAUGCAAUUGGAUUAAGCAUUUUUCUUGAAAAUUUUGAUGGAAAGAAUGCUUGUAGGUGCUCAUGAUCAGUACCGCAUUCCUUGUGCCAUAUGGCAUUUUGUACAUAAAGAGAAGAGUGAAUGUAGCUUAGCUUAUGGACACUCUGAUUAUAGAGAGUUUUAUCAAUUGGAAGCUUUGGCAUAGUUGUUGUAAAGUUGAUCUCUAUUCAGAUAUUCAAUUUCUGUCCAUAAUUUGAAAUAUUUGCCUUCUCCUAGGGCCAUCCAAUGCCAAGAGGUACUGAUUGAUUCAAAGUUCCUCACAUUCCAAUAUCCAAGUAGACCAAGUGCAUCCAAUUCUAAGAAGAUUGAACAUCUCAGACUUCAAAGCAACACCUGAAAUCAAAUUUGUCAAUUUAUAUGGUAGUCCCUGGAUGUUCCCUUUUUUUGCAGGGCAAUACAUGAGUAAUACUUCUAGGUAAUCUUUUUUUCUGUUUUCUGAAAAUGUUGAAUUCAUGUUUCAUAAAAGAUGUCAACAAUUGACCAUACAACAACUUUUAUUCUGCUCCCUUUUUCUAGACCAGCUUAUGUGAGAAUGAUCCAAUUAUCCAAACAUGGAUCUAUUGAUUUCACAUACUUAGAGAUGAGUACAGGUUAGAACUAUUUUAAAUUACCAGCACAUGAAAUCUAUUGCAUUCUUCAUUUGAUGGUGUUUUUAGUUAUCAUACUCUCUCUCAUCCUAUCUCCAUUUUAUCAAUUUUGCAGAACUUGGCCUUAAACUCAGUGUCACUCUGUAAAUUGAAGCAGAAGAAGGAAUUAUGUCAUACAUGACUUUUAAGGCAUGGAACCUUAAGUGGUAAUAGAUUAUAUUCUUUUCAUGAGGAAGUCACUUGACAAAGCAAAAAUGUAUCGAGUAUGCCUUCUAGAUCAUUUAAAAGUCUUAUUUAAGCAUUAGUGCUUUACAUUUGAGCAUGUAUAGUCUUUCCAACUGAGUACUAUCAUACAUUUUAUUUGUUUGAGAAUUAAUUGUGUAUUGUAGUUGUUCACUGUUCAGUAUCUCAGUCAUUAAGCCACAAGGCCUUUUAGAAGUAAGUUAAGGAGGAAUAGCAGAUGCAAAGUAGCUUAUGGACUUUGAUAAAGGUCUGUUAGUGUA
Molecule: messenger RNA, 1581 nt
Organism: Rubroshorea leprosula
Lineage: Eukaryota; Viridiplantae; Streptophyta; Magnoliopsida; Malvales; Dipterocarpaceae
Source: the annotation of a GenBank genome assembly